This is a messenger RNA of Leucoraja erinaceus (little skate), 6748 nucleotides long. RefSeq lists its product as uncharacterized. Lineage: Eukaryota; Metazoa; Chordata; Chondrichthyes; Rajiformes; Rajidae. The record is from RefSeq and is a predicted model, not a curated record. Bases 1 to 1566 code for a protein of 521 amino acids. The transcript is spliced from 2 exons.
AUGCAGCGCCUGCCGCAUUUAGGAGCGGGUCACACCCACAAUAUCAUCAUUGUGAACCCAAACGGGUUGGCCCAACUCCCCGGCUGCCAGGUAAACCAGGCGUCGGGCAGAACUGGCGCGCACCAGCACCACCCUGCACCAGUUGGGGCAUCCAGUUCACACCAACAUCCAGAUCCGGGAAUAAGAACAACCCUUCUUCACCAGGAGCAAAGCCAACAAGCGAGACGGUCUCUCCCAAUUCGCCAGUCAAAUCGGCCUAUGGUCACGUCAGUCCUGCACCACCACCCUCUCCCUUCAACAGCUCAAGGAUCGCUUUUGCAUGCAGUUGAUUAUUUCUAUGAUCUGGGGCAAGUGAAUAGUUUAGAUCCGCCCAGUUCUAGAAUGGAAGUGCCCCAGUAUUCAAAUCCGAUGCCCUUCACUCUUCAGAAUAUUACGACACAGGUGCCUCAAACACCUGAUUUUCAUUUUUCUCUCUACGUCCUCCUAUCACCUCACGAGCACAGCAUUCACUUCCAGCAGUCCCCCAUCACUCUCUAUGAAGGAAGUCAAACAUUUUACACCACCUUGCCAAUUCAAGUGCGGAAUGCAGCUUACACUCCACGGCCCAGCACGUCCUCUAUCAGCCAACCAAUUCAACCACAGACAUCUACGCCAUCUCAAGGCAGUGCAAAUGCACAUUGUGCAUCCUUGCAUCAAUUGCAGCAGUGCGACUGUAAGCAGAAGCAACAGUGGCAGACUCAAGAAGUUCAGGUCAUGCAAGGAUUACAACCUGAAGUCAUGCAAGCACUCAGCAAACAGCAGCACCACAAUUCCGUUCCAACGAAUCGUGAUCCUGAUAUCAAUUCUGAAUCCAAGACACCAGGUUCUAAUAGUAAUACUGACCCAGAUCUGAAUUUUACUCUGUGCAAUGGUAAUCAAGGCAACUGUAAGCGACAUUGCGUCAGUCUUAGCCUGGCUCAAAGCUCGAGCCAAGAACUUAAGUCAAGCUGUGUAAAAAGUGAGAGUGUCCAUUCCAUUGACCAAAAUGAGGAAUUUGAGAAGAGAUUAAUGAUGUUAACGUUUGAAGAUGCAGUGAUGAUGUUUGACUUUGAACUCUUUGACAACCCAAAGUUAACUGGUCAGAUUACCGAACAGGAUCAAUACCUUCAAAUGCAAAACAAAAUGAGAAAUGAAAACAAUCAAAGAAACCAAAGUAAACGAAUACUUGCGGGUCACCUGUCUAAGGAAAGAAAGUCUGGAUCCUCGGAAUUAGAAGCAGAACAUUGCCCGAGCAUUAGACUGACACUGACAAGGAACUCACUGUCCUCGUUUUGUGCUGAAGCUCCCUGUAUCCCGCACAGAUUCACUAAUGAUCACUCCUUUUAUGAUCUGAAGCCUGAACAGGUCAACCUACAGACUCUGCUAGAACUCGACGAUGCCUCGGACGACGAAAGCUGCUGGGAGACACUAGGAUGUAAAAGUGAAUCAGCAGAGCUGGACAGUUCAGCCGGCGUGGAAACACUGCCAAAGGUGGACAAUAUCACCAACAGGAAAAGGAAAAGUCAACUUCUGGAUCUCGAAUCCUAAAUGACUGAGACGGAGCAAGAAUGAUUUGUUGGGCUGGCGGAGCAAUGCUGAACUGACAUUUGAAGGCAUGAGCUGUAUAUUAUGGAUGCUGAAUGUAGUCCAAUAUGUUCCAAACUUUGAACUUAUAUGUGUUUAAUCCCAUAGUAAUUGUCUGCCAUGUAUACAGUAAUUUUAACUCGGCUGAAGACAGUGUUACACAAAUGGUCAGUACUAUCCAAAAGCUCUGUAGUUUUAGCAACUCAUGUUGGUUGUACUGUAUUCUUGGAGGUUUUGCCACUUCUAAACACUACUCAUCCCCAUCUCCAAUCUUUAAGUAAUUACUGAACAAUUGAAGCUUGUUUUUAAAUUAUUAUUUUUUUCUCUUGGGCCGCAAGAGAAGCAAUUCUCCAUAUAUUAAUCUGCAAUUGCUGGGUAUUCCAGGGGAAUUAGUGCUCCAGUUCUACACCACCUUCAUUGUAGAUUAUCUGGGAAAGGUGAACGGCUUCACAGGGGAGUUGCAGUUGGAUUGUUCAUUACAUAAGGAAGCUUUAGAGAUUGAACCAGUCAUUGCACAAAUUAGUUUCACACUGCCAGUGCUCCCAUAUCACGGGGAUACUAUAGGAACUGAAAAGUCAUUGUCACGACACUGCACAGUAUAAUCUACAGGGGAAUUCUAUGGCCAGUGUGACUCUUGGAGCACAUACUCCAUUUAAGACAGUGUUCAAUUCCCAGUGUUUAAUUCCCAUGCUGUACUUUUGUGUACAUCACUCAUCUUUCAGGACCCUGUCAUCUGUGUCACACAAAUUACUUUUGAAACAUAUUUAUGGUUUGUUUGGCAGACCAACUGAGCGGUUGAGUUUUCACACAAAUGAAUCGUCAGUUAAUUAGUUGAUCCUCAUGGCUAGGAUGGAAAUUGGGGCAUAGGGUGAACUGCCAACUCCUUCCUGAAAUUAGGUACAGAUUUAUUUAUGGUCUGCUGGGCAGGGGUGUGAGAGUUUGGUCCCAUUCGGUAAGAAGAGCCUGUGACAAUGCAAUACGCCAGUGGGAUUGUGCUGAAGAAUCAGCGGUUGAGAGCUUGGGUCAGAUUUGAACCCACAACCUAUUAACUGGUACCCCUGCUAACCUGAUUAGUCAUGGUCAAGGCACACUUCUUGGCAGCAUGAGAUGCAAAUGUUUGAAUGUCCCCCAUGCUAACUCACAGCUGCAUUGAGGCAUCAGCCGGUCUGCAGGAGUAGAGGAAACCUGUUGAAUCGGGUUUGUGGACAUGAAUAUCCAUUGUUGCAGAGCUGAAGAGCUGGUAACCAGUCAGAUUAUUCUGCUGGCAGUUGCAUUGCAUAUGGCCAGUUUUCUGGCAUUUCAUUGCCAUCCAUCUCUCUCACCAAUGCCAAAAGCCAGGGAUAAAUAAACAUUCCUGAGCUGUAAAUGAUGAUUUUGAGGAUUACCACCUACUCCCUGAGGCCUGUAUUAUAAUAUGCACCUUGUCAUUAAUUGCAGGAACUACUACAGUGGUGAGAGGGUGCUUUAAAAAAAGAGUGCCAACAUGAACAAGGGUAACCGCAGCGUGAUUCAUUACUGUGUGGUGAUGUGCACGGAAGAAAAGAGAUAGAUGUUGAAUUGAAGGGGUUGAUGGAAUAGACAGUGGAGUUAAAAGGGAGGAGGAAGGAUGAUGGGGAUUGUCUGGUUUAAUGUACUGCAUUGCGGCUACUCUUCCCACCAUCACCAAAUCGCACAGCCUUACUCCACUAAAUGCCAAUCCCCAAUACUGGCUGUUGGCUGUGUUUCUCCCAACAUUCCAGCUUUAGCCAACACUAAAACAAACUUUUUGCAGCAGUUUGGACAAGUCUUGAUUUUAUCUCCCAUCCACAAAAAAAGUAAAAUUGUUCACUAAAUUAAGAAAGCACAGUUUGUCUUAGAGGGCUGGGUAAUUUUCUCUGGAGUUGUUUGCCCCAGUGUUGAAUGCCUGGAAAUACUAGGCUAUUCCAGAAGAUGGGCAAUGUCAACAGGAACAGGGAGAGGGAAAGGUUGGAGUAAAGGAGAAAGUCCCUUGAACUGAGAAGGGUUGGGAGCGGUGACAUUGACCUGGAAUCAGAUGGGUUUGAAUUCACCUGCCGACUGGGUUGGACUAUUGGAAAAGUUGUGCCAAAAUAUUUGUUCAGAUCCCAAAGGAAUCUGGGGUCAGAUGUGUCAGCUGGCCUUUAUCCUUUUAAGCAGCACCACAUCCAGCCUGUUUUAUGCAUGAGCAUCAAACAGGCUGACAGCUUCUGGAGAUGGAAUCUGUCAGUUCGCUCUGCUGCUGCUUGUGGAUCCCACUCUUGCAGAGAUUCCCCACCAUCCACCCAAUAGAUCCAGAGCCUGAUCAGUGAAUCCAAAGACUCAUGGAUUUCAAUGGGAAUUGUAGGGCCACCUAUUAGGAAGUGAAGGAGAAGGUAAGUUAUAUAUAUUUUUAAAUGAUUUAUUUUAGUUUAAUGUUUCAGCUUAUUUUGUUUUUAACAUUCAAAAAUAUUUUCAAUUUGAAUGGUUUUUAAAAAUCAAAAAAAUCCUUGCAGCUUUUACAGCUGGUAAAAACGAGUACACAGAUUUACCAGCUGUCAGCAGUUUCAAGGGCAGGGUUUUGUUUGUACAGACCUCCAGUACCUCCACCCCCACUAGUACCACCCCCACCCCCACUCCUACUAAGCCCAGCCACUGGCUAGUUGACCCUCUGCAACGUACCGGCCCGGUGUGGUUCUGGAAGGGAAGUGUUACAGAUUACAACUGUGAGUGUGGAAACUGUGUCAUCACAUGUUAGUCCUUGUUUACCAAUUGUUUAGUCUAGAAUUAUUUGAAAUUAACCAAACUGCAUCAUUUUAAUUAAAAUUGAAACCUCUGACGAGAAGAAUGCCUCAUAUUUUCCGAGGAAUUAUCUUCCAAAUUUAAUGCUGAGCUUUGAACAGAAUGACCUUCUGAUCAAAUGGAAAACUCUUCAAAUCGCUUACUUACUGUUACAAUUUGUGAAGAAAUGCAUGGUUUAAUUUUUCCCAUUCUGUAUUGUUAUUACAUUAGAAGAUUUUAAAAAUAAAGGAACUGUAACAGGCAUAGUUGACAAUGUUUUGUGUAAAUAUUCCUUUUUGAUGAAAGAAAUGCAUUGCCUGGCUUAAUUGUAAAUUGUUACAUGCUGGAAAAUUCACGGAAUAAAGUUUCCAAAACUGUUAGUUUUGGAAUGGGUAAUGGCAUCAGAUCUUCCCAGAAUUAUUGUCUUUAAUAUUGUUUAAUUAUUUGUUUUAAUACACAGAUUAUCAUAAUUAUGCUGAGUGCUCAAUUGGUGCCUAUUUUGACUAAGUACUAAUUGGCAGUUGAAACAACAGUUGAAACAAAGAAAUGCAUUGCUGGUUUACACAGAAAGACACAAAGUGCUGGAGUAACUCAGCAGGUCAGUCAGCGUCUCUGGACAAAAUGGAUAGGUGACGUUUCGAAUCGAAACCCUUCUUCAGAUUUCUUGUGUACUGCGAAACUUCCAGUUUAAUUCAAUGCAAUCACAUUUAUUACUUUUAUUCAUGAUUGUUUUGAGGAUGAACUUUAUGGAAGUGGUUCCACUCUCUUUGUCUGUUUGACAUUUGUGCUUCGAUUAAUGACUGUAUAGGUCCCUUUUUAAUACAUGAUGGAAAUGAAGAAAGGCCUGCAUUUAUAGAGUCGCAGAAUCCAAGAGAGAUAUAGCACAGGAGCAGAUGCUGCAACUUGCUGAAUCUACACUGACCAUCAACUACCUGUUUUUACACUAUCUUCACCCGAACCCAUAUUACAUUACGUAUUACCCAGAGUACAUUCACUGUCCUAACUACUUACAGUGCUGCCUCCAAGUAUUGACCAAUGUGGAGGAACAUUGAAUCAUUGGCUGAGAGAAGAUGGUGGGUUAUAGCCAAGAGGAGGUUUCCCGGCCCAAGUUUGAUUUCUUGAGACUUCAUGGAAUCAGGUCAAAUGGAAUCAAGGUUGCGGACACCAAGGGCUACUCCUUUCAGCCUGGACACCACUGUAACAACACCUCUGGCCUGCCUGUUCUGUUGAUAGGGAAAGACAUACCCAUGGACUGUGUGGCGGCAUCUGUACACCAUCUGUGAGCGACUAUAUCAGUCUUGCUCAGCGUAAUUUAUAGAUCUGUAAUUUAUAAUUUAUAAAUCAGCCCUCUGAAUUUGUGAAGACUUUGAACUGGGUUGGCAAUGACAUUGGCAUGUAUGAAUAUGGUGCCUAGUUUUAUCCCAGGUGGUCCAUGCAGUUUCCUUAUCCCUCCUCUCUCUAAAUCUUGCUCUUAUGGUACAAUGUAAUGGCUUUCUAGGACACUCAAGAGUCAAAUACAAGGCUCUGAGAUAAUCAACAAGGCAUUCUUCAGCCCAACUUGCCCAAACAUGGGCACACAUGCCCAACAUGUCCCAUCUGCACAAAUUCCACCUACCAGCAUUUGGCCCAUAUCCCUCUAAACCUGCCCUAUCCAUGUACCAGUGUCCUAUCCACGUACCUGUCUAAAUGUUUCUUAAAUGUUGCAAUAGUAUCUGCCUCAACAUACACCUACCGUCCUUUGUGUGAAAAAGUUAGCCCACAGGUUCUUAUUAAAUCUUUCCCACCUCACCUUAAACCUAUGUCCUCUGGUUCUCAAUUCCACUACUCUGGGGAAGAGACUUUGUGCAUCUACCUGAUCUAUUCCUCUCAUUAUUUUAUGCACCUCUUUUAGAUCACCCCUCAUCCUCCUGCACUCCAAGGAAUAGCUUGCUCAACCUUUCCCCAUUGCUCAGGCCCUCGAGUUCUGGCAACAUCCUCGACAAUCUUCUCUGCACCCUUUCCAGGUUUAUAAACAUCUUUCCUAUAACACAAUGCUCAAAACUGAACACAAUACUCUAAAUGCGCUGCACCAAUCAUCAUCAUACAACUGCUACAUGACAUCCUUUCUAUACUCAAUGCUCUGACUGAUGAAGGCCAAUGUUCCAAAAGCAUUUUUGACCACCCUAUCUACCUGUGACGCCACUUUCAAGGAACUAUGUACCUGUACUCCUAGAUCUCUCUGCUCUACCACAUUCCCCAGCCCGACUAUUCACUGUGUAGAUUCUGCCCAUGUUAGUGCUCCAAAAAUGCAACACCUCACAUUUCUCUGUAUUAAAUUUCAUCAACCAUUCCUCAGCCCACCUGCCCAACCGAUCAAGAUCCUGCUGCAAUUUUUGACAACCAUCUUCACUAU